AUGUGGCGCUCCCGCCGUCCCAAUGCUGUGCUUACCACUUCAGCUGCAGCGGGAAGGUGCAUCGGCCUUCUUGUCCUGUUGGCAUGCUUGUGUCCAAGCUCUUUCGUCAGCUCGUCUGGCAUGUCCGGAGGCCCCAGAGUUGGCGUCACGUCUGGGUCCUUCUUGCUGCAUGCCGACCAGCCGGACUACUGGGAUCAAGUUUACAAACUGCAGGGUGAGCAUGGGCGGGCCCUCUAUGAAUGGUACGGCCUCGGCUACCAGCAACUGCGCAGCUCCUUGAUGGAACUGCUUGAGCCGCUGCAACAUUCGCAACGUGUGACCGGCGCUGUGAGGCUGCUUGUCUUGGGAAGUGGUGACUCUGCUCUAAGUGCUGAGCUGGCUUCGGACAAGGCCCUCCAGAAUCAAGACUUGCAGGUCUUUAGCAUUGAUUUCUCCGCGGAGGUGACGGAGAGGAUGAGACAACGAUUCCCCAAGCUUACCUUCCUAACAAUGGAUGCCAGGAACAUGUCAGACUUCGAUGACGGCUUCUUUGUUGCUGCCAUUGACAAAGGUUUGUCUGACUGCCUCGGAACAGUUGCAGCCCGGCGACAAUACUUUCAGGAGGUGCGGCGAGUGCUCGUCGCAAGUGGCCGAUUGCUUGUGGUGUCGCAGCGGCGGCUUUGGGCCGGUCAAGAUUCUCUGUCGGAUGGUGACGAGGAAGAGGAGGAUUCGGAUGCACGUCAGCCGCAUUCAGAGGCCUAUGACCUCGGACCCGGCUGGUCUUGCGAUGAGCAGGAGACAUACGGGCCCCUCUUCAUGGAGAACGACCCCAAGCAGCCUCCAUUUCCGCAGCCGGGCACGGAAGGGACCAUUCCUUACUUCGUGCUGACCUGCAGCGCCAUCUCUGAUGCCACCAGUGCCAGCACGGGCGGUGCCGGUGUUGGCCUGCUCUUCAUUCUUCCCAGGCUGCUGGCGACGCUGUUCGGAGCUCCUCGGGCAAGCCCUUUGCCGAGCGUCUUGCAAGACGUCGCUGUAAACUUCGGAGCCAUGGUCUUCUGUGGCUUCUUGACCUACCAGGAGUGGAACCAAGACUCCGUGCGGUCCCAGGCCAAGGAGGAGGGGGCCUUGAUUGCUCGGCUUCCGAUCCAAGUCCCCAUGGAUGGGGAGGCCAAGGUGGUUGAAGCUCGGCUAAGUGAUCUCCGAGUUGGGCGUCAGAUGAAGUCACGACGGCCCGUCCUUUGCCUUGGGAAUCUCCAGUUCUGUCGAGACUGUAUCAGCGCUGCCAUGGAGGUUCAGGAGGCGAUGACGCGCUGCGACUUCCUGCUAGUGCCUGUGCUCUACAACUCCUCCGCAGAAGAUGCGUCUUCCCUUGCGGAGGCUGCGAAAGACUUGAGAUUCGUGGCUCUGCCUGGGAAGGAUCCGGACGGAGACUGGGCGCAGCUCUCUGAAAUCCAGCUCGCACAGGUGCGAAGUCAAGGCUUGGAUGAGGCCAUAGGCCAGGCCAUCAUCAUCAAGAAGAAUGGGCGAGUGGGCACUCGAUUUCUCGGAGUGCCAGAAUGGAAAUCUUUGACAGCCGAGGUGGAUGCCCGAGUGAAACUGGGCUUGGAUACCAGGAACGUCUGA
This is a messenger RNA of Symbiodinium natans, 1602 nucleotides long. NCBI's taxonomy places the organism in Eukaryota, Dinophyceae, Suessiales, Symbiodiniaceae. The record is from the annotation of a GenBank genome assembly.